AGUCAGCGGACCCGACAAAAACUACACGUGUUGCAGACCAGAAAAUAAACGGAGGAAUUAUGAAAUAUCUGUCAGAAGAGUAAUUCCUCCCAGCUUUGUGGUUUAGGAGUCUCGUGCAGGGUCCUUCACUUCAGAGGAGAUGAACCAACAGUGAAUCACUGAGGAGAGGAGGAGGAGGAGAAGAGAGGGACUGGGGAAGGAGGAGAGGGGGACAGAACUUUCUCUCAGGCAUGUGUAUAAAAUCACUCCAGUCAGUCAGUCAGUCAGUCAGAGUUUCAUCGACAGACACCUGGAUUAAUCAGAGUCUCCCAGCAGCUGUCAAUCAUCUCGCGCGCUCACAGUCAGACUUUAUAUUUGACAUCUUUUAAUUCACGCGUCAGAUAUUUGAUUUCUCCUGUUUAGUGCGCUCCAGCGGGCGCUAUUUAAGUUUGACGAAAACAAAAACUUUAGGAGAGAUUCCUAAAACACCGGACAGCGCACAAAAUAAAAGAAGUGAUUGUGUACAAUUCCAAAACUCUGUAAGAGACCUCAAAGAAAGAAUAAACGGAUAAGAAGGGAAAUUGAGGAUUUGGUCCAAUUAAAAUGUGUCCCUGGAAAGUUGGUCAGGUUGCUGUGCUGCUUUUAUUGGCUGUCACGGUGGGCAAUGCUCAGGAGCUGGACCGAACACUCAUUCUGUCCAAUGAGAGGAGCUCUAUCGAGAGAACAUACGAGCUAACCAAAUACCUGGACCACCAGCUGAAGGAGAUCAGAGACACUUACCUGUCAUAUCUCGGGCCUCCAUUCAGUGAUCCUGGCUUCUCUCCUCCCCGUCCUAACAGCUCGUCUCUGUCCGUGCCCAGUGCAGCAACACGUGUGGACUUAUGGCGCGGGCUGGAAAAUGGUGCUCGUCUGGCACAGAACCAGCAUGCAUACAGCAUUCUUCUCUGUGCGGUGAGGGAGUUGGCGCGCUCCACCCUGUGCCCGUACCUUCAGAGCUCCCUCCUGCACUUCUGCUCCGGCCUCAGCGGGUUGCUUGGCUCAAUAUCUGGGCUCAUGAACGCCCUGGGCUACACCAACCUGCCAUCCUCUGCAGGAUACGCCACCCCUGCUCAAGGAUAUGCCCCAGCCAUGUCAUCACAGUUUCAGGGUGUGAGCGAGAACAGCCCCGCCCCUCUACGGAGUUACGUGCCUCGAAAUCAAGGUGCUAAGACUGUUUCAGGUGUGAGAGAGGGAACGACCCGAGCAGAUCUCAAGCGGGACAGAGAAAAGGAGAGGGCAGAGAGGGGGAGAAGAGGGAGAAGAAAAGAAGGAGAGAGUUGGGUCGCCAAAGAAGAGGGAGAGAAGGAGGAAGGAAUGGAGAGAUGGGGCAAACGGAGAAGACUGCUGAGCAUGGAUGAAGAGAAAACAAUAAAGCUGAACAACAUGAACUACACAUCUUUAAAAUUUGGAGACGGAUACCGAAAGCAGCCUUUACUCUUUUCCACACCAUCCUUGCACCCUCGCAGAUCUGUUCGCUCUAUCCCAUCGUCUCACUCUGGGCUCUCCCCGCUCUCACUCCUCUAUCAGUAUGGAGGACCGGUCUCUGAGGUCCACACUUUACUGGCGGCCCCUGUGCUGUCAUCUCAUCCCACCGCAAAUGACUUCUCGCGGAAGGUGGAGGGAUUCUGGGUACUGAGAGAGCUGCAGAGCUGGCUGUGGAGAUCUGCAAAAGACUUCACCAGAUUGAAGAAACGACUGCGUGUUUGAGAUGACAGAGACUUGGGUCUAAAACCUAGUGAGCUGAUUCUAGCAAGAUGCGGUCACAUUUGUGGCCAAAAACAAAGAUGCAUUGCCUACUGUCAGCAGUGUAGCAAUGUACACUACUCACUCAAAAGGUUCAUUUCAAACCAGGUCGCUUUGGUCAACACUACGGCAAACUAUUGCAGAUCUUGUUGUUUCUGCUGGUGCUUAGCACUUAAAUAGAGCCAGGGUUAAAGCCAGUAUUCUGUUCUUAAAACAAAAAUUUUGAUUCACUUACUCUCUCUCACAUGCUAGGCCACCCAUUCAUGUACAAUUAGUGCAACAUUCUUAUAUUGCUCAACAUAACUGCCAUGGACAGUUGAAACUGGAGACGAACCAUAAAGUUCUACUGUCGAAAUUUUCUAAAUUGUUCAGGGUCUAGGACCAGGGGUGUCCUAAGUUGGGGGGACGUAGGACCCAGACACUAGAAGAGACCAUAGGGAAUUCAUUAUCACUCACUCAUUUUCUUUAACUUAGUCGCUUAUUCAGGGGUCACCACACUGUCAUAAAUUUCUAAUUAUUCCAAUCCUACCACAACCUACCCCUGAGAGAGCUCUAACUUAUAACCCCCAGUGCUGGGAAACACCAAUACACACUCUCUCAUUCACACAUGCACAACAUUUUUUGUUUAUCUAAUUCCCCUGUACCAUGUUCUCGGGGAAACCACACCAUAGAGAGAACAUGCAAACUCCACACAGAAAGGUGAAUUGCUGUAACUUUGAACUUCUUGGUUUCUUGCUGUGAAGUGACUGUGUUAUUCCUUGAGCUACUAUGCCACCCCCACCAUUGAAAUCUUGGGUCACAAUUUUUACCUGUGCAUAGAGCCCAAAUUAUCUAGCAAUGUCACUGUCAAGAACUGACAAGCCAGGACCUCACACUGAAACCAUAUUGGUACUCACUGGUUGAAGGGUAAAACUAUGUGACCAAUUUAAACCUGUAUGGGGAAAUCUUUCACUUUCAUCCACAGAAUGUGUAACCCCACCGGUCCUACACCCAACCCGCUCUGAGCUGGGGAUCGAACCGCCAACCUUCCUUAUGGGAGUUGGUUGCUUUACCAAGGAGGCUAAAAUCAUGGCCUAUAUGAGGUUAACCUGCACAGCACUUCACCAACUGGCCUCUGCUACACUCACCCCCUUUUAAACCUCAGUCCCAUCCGGGUCAUGGCAACAAUGUAACCCUACAAAUGUGGUCCUACACCACCCCACCCACUCUGAGCUGGUAUCAAACCGGCGACUUUCCACAUGGGAGUUGGUUGCUCUACCAAGGAGUCUAAAGACCAUGGCCUCUAGAGUAUGUCGCUAGAGCACUUUAGGAGGUAAAAGGAGUGAGGUUUACCUGCACAGCACUUCACUAGCUGGCAUCUGUUACAAAUGCAAAAUAUUGGAUGGAAUAAUCAAGCAGCUACACUGAACUACUGAUGUUUUGUGAUAUUGAUUGAAAUAUAUUCAUAUUUGAAUCAAGAUCUGUCAUAAUUCAGGGUUUGCAUUGCAUUUUAUUUGCAAGAGAUAGAAGAUGUUCAACCUGGUUUGGGCCCAAACGUGUCCACAUCAGGAACACGGCAUCUGUGGAAGCAGCUCGCUAGGUUUUGGAGUAGAGCGGAAGAAACAGAUUGAUUCAUGCUCUAUGGAUGGAGAUCUAAGAACUUCAGAUGGUCACGCUUUGCACUAAAUCACCAAACAGAAAAGAGCCGCCUGUACGUCACAGACAGAGGAAAGAGAGCGCCCAUUGAGAGAGCGAGACGUGAUUCAGCAGAAGGAAAGUGAAUCAUGUUUGGAGUCAUGCAGUAGUGAAAGGGUCAAUGGGCAAAAGUGGAGGAAAUGUGGCAUAACCAAAGAAACAAUGGAUUUUUGCUGCCUCACAAACUGAGUCAGUAAUGCCUCACUGACUCGUCUUUUUCCAGACGCAAAUACACACCUACACAUCUGGUAACAGAUGCACUAAUCUGAUGCUCAGAUGGCGUGUGUACCAACAUAAUAUUAGUCAUCUGAUCAAAUAUUAUUCAAAAACUAUAUGAUAUCUUGGUAAUACUGUUUUCUAGAAAUGUAAACUGGUAAUACCUUGGUAUUUUUGUAGAAAACAUGGAAUACUACGAUACAGUAUGUAAAUAAUUUUGUCAUGUGAAGUAACAUGAGAACAUUGUAUGUGAUAUGAUAACCAUUCACAUACUAUUGCAAUUUUUUCCAAGCACUCUUAAAAUUUCACUGGUGUUUCACAUAAAUAUCACGGUAUAUUAUAAUAUACUAUGGUGUAAAAAGCAUUAGAUGAUAAACCCAUGUUUUUUUAGGUACCAUAGUAUUCUAGACAAAAGGAAAAAGGAGGGAGAUUUCGAGCCAUAAUCAAAGUACUAUGGAAUUACUGUUUAAGAACAAUGCCAACCAAUCUGUAUUGUGGUAUAUUUUCUCACAUGGUACUUUUAGAAGGACUUAGAAAGGCUAUACUUAUAUAUUUCCAUACCAUUCUUUUACCUUAGUACUUCCACCGUUACAGAUAAGGCAUUUCACACAUGAACAUGAGCUAUAAUGCAGGUGAGAGAGUGUAUAAAUAUGAGUGUUUGUGUACAGUCUGUACAGUGAUUUCUGUAUGUGUGUAUAUGUCUGUUGUAUUUAUUUAAUACUAUUUAUUUUUUCUGGGCUACGACUGUAUGAUGUCACAUGUUUUUUUGCAAUGAGUACAAAAGACCUUUACUGGCUACAC
Molecule: messenger RNA, 4452 nt
Organism: Danio rerio (zebrafish)
Lineage: Eukaryota; Metazoa; Chordata; Actinopteri; Cypriniformes; Danionidae
Source: RefSeq, a predicted model, not a curated record